AUGCGGUUCCUCUGUCUUCAUGGUGCCAUCGGCAAUAUCGAAAACAUCAGCAUUCAACUAGCACCGCUACAGAAGGAGCUGGCACGCGAUUAUGCGGCUUCGUUCCAUUACAUCAACGGUUUGCCAAAAGGGAGUUCCAAUUUAAUGUCUCAUUUUUUUACAGGAUUUGAGGAGUAUUUUGGCGCCGGGCCGCACUAUCGCUGGGCGGAAGAUGGUGGUGUAGCCGAAGAGUCGAUGAUCAGCCGGGUACGAAAAAUCCCAGUUGGCCAGAACCCAGAGGAUGUGAUGCGUGACUUGGCCGGUGACCGAGAAGUGGCAUGGAAGAACCACGAUGAUGUGAUGCAGUAUCUCUAUGAUACUUUUGAGGAGAACCCAGACAUUGGCGGCAUCAUUGGAUACAGCGAAGGUGCAUCGAUCGCCGCGACAUUCAUUCUGGACGAGCAGCGCAGAUUCGAAGAGACUGGCCGCGAGCGACGCAUCAAAUGCGCAAUGUUCAUUACUGGCUGGCCUCCAAUUGACCCCCACAAGGGCAUUGUCCUCGCAGAUCAGGAAGACGACCUGAUCGAUGUACCAUCUCUGCAUGUUGUGGGCGCCAAUGAUCCUUUCCGACAUGGCGCAUACGCGCUAUACAACGUAUGCGACCCGGAUACAGCCGCAUUAUUCGACACGGGUAAGGGCCAUACUAUUCCGCGAUCUGGAUUGGUGAUCACUGAGCUAGGCGACGCGAUCCGAGACCUCAUAGCUAAGUCACAAGAGGCAUUUUAA
This is a messenger RNA of Penicillium cataractarum, 765 nucleotides long. RefSeq lists its product as uncharacterized. The transcript has 5 exons. Lineage: Eukaryota; Fungi; Ascomycota; Eurotiomycetes; Eurotiales; Aspergillaceae. Gene Ontology annotation, cellular component: nucleus; cytoplasm. The record is from RefSeq and is a predicted model, not a curated record. Bases 1 to 765 code for a protein of 254 amino acids.